Molecule: messenger RNA, 791 nt
Organism: Cornus florida
Lineage: Eukaryota; Viridiplantae; Streptophyta; Magnoliopsida; Cornales; Cornaceae
Exons: 5
Coding region: 147-506 (119 amino acids)
Biological process (GO): autophagosome assembly; protein folding in endoplasmic reticulum
Cellular component (GO): membrane; EMC complex; endoplasmic reticulum
Source: RefSeq, a predicted model, not a curated record
AACGUAUGAGACAGGAGUGUUAAACAAUGUGACCGACCUCAAAAACAGCAAAAUCCAUCUCAGAUUAGAGUGUAGAGCUUCUUCUCAUACGAUCUCCAUCUCCGGUGAACUUGAAGAUUUUUGCGUAAAUUGCACAAGCAGAAGUUAUGGCAGGUGGUGAUUCAAGUGCAUCUGAGAAGAAAUCAAGUGAGGCCUCGGAUGAUGUACCGGCCUUCAAUGCUGAGAAUAUGAUAAACAACAUGAAAAUUGUCAAUUACAGCCGAACAUUUAUGUCUAUCAUUGGUGGAGUCAUUGCUGGAAUUUUGGGAUUUACUGGCUUGAAUGGAUUUAUCUUCUAUUUUCUUGCCAUGGCAAUUACUUCAGUAGGACUUGCAGCCAAGGCUGGGUUUUCCACUCAUUCAUACUUCGAUUGCUGGAACCGCAUUAUACUUGAUGGCUUUUUGGGCGGGCUUAUGUCAUUCGUGCUGUUCUGGACAUUUGCUUAUGACAUUGUGCAUAUAUUCUGAGGAGACGCCUGCUACCUGCUGCCGGGAAGGAUGACGGCUGCUGCUGCUGCUGCUGCUUGUGGUAAAUUUGGUAAACCUAAUAUCUGGGCUGGUAAAAGCCCAUGAUCCAGACACUUCCAGUUUUUGGUAGUUCGAAUUCCAUGUUAAAACAAUUGGGGUGCUGAAUUUUUGUCCACCUGAAAUUUUUUUUUAGUCUUAAAGUGAUUGUUAUCUUUGUAUCAUCGUGCAAAUUCAUUCCAGCAAUUUGAAUUUCUUUGGCAAUGAAUAUUGGACUGAUUGGCUCUA